Acomys russatus (golden spiny mouse) is the source of this 9686-nucleotide messenger RNA. RefSeq names its product FRY microtubule binding protein (gene Fry). The transcript has 61 exons. Gene Ontology annotation, cellular component: site of polarized growth; cell cortex. Lineage: Eukaryota; Metazoa; Chordata; Mammalia; Rodentia; Muridae. The coding region runs from base 189 to 9230 and encodes 3013 amino acids. The record is from RefSeq and is a predicted model, not a curated record. Gene Ontology annotation, biological process: neuron projection development; cell morphogenesis.
GAAGAGGAAGAGAGGCUGAGCAUCCCUCUCCUGGUGUCAUUUAAAUGAGGAGCGUGGCUCUCUGCUUCUGACCGCCGCCGCCGCUUACAUCACGAACCUGUGACAGGCACAUCUCCACGCCCGGUACCUGCUCCCUGCUCCUCCAACAGCAGCUCCCGGUCCUAGGAGCCUCUUUGUAUGCGGCAGACAUGGCCAGCCAGCAGGAUUCCGGCUUCUUUGAAAUCAGUAUCAAAUAUUUACUGAAAUCCUGGAGUAACACUUCUCCAGUCGGCAACGGUUAUAUCAAGCCUCCGGUUCCGCCUGCUUCAGGUACACACAGGGAGAAAGGACCGCCGGCCAUGUUGCCCAUCAAUGUGGACCCAGACAGCAAGCCGGGAGAGUAUGUCCUCAAGAGUUUAUUUGUCAACUUUACCACUCAGGCAGAGCGUAAGAUCCGCAUCAUCAUGGCAGAGCCGCUGGAAAAGCCACUGACGAAGUCUCUGCAGCGUGGAGAAGACCCCCAGUUUGACCAGGUCAUCAGCUCCAUGAGCUCGCUCUCUGAGUACUGCCUGCCCUCCAUCCUGCGGACGCUGUUUGACUGGUACAAGAGGCAGAAUGGCAUCGAGGACGAAUCACACGAAUACAGACCGAGACCGAGCAAUAAGGCGAAAAGUGACGAACAACAGCGAGACUACUUAAUGGAGAGACGGGACCUCGCCAUUGAUUUCAUCUUCUCUUUAGUGCUAAUAGAAGUUUUGAAACAGAUCCCCCUUCAUCCUGUAAUAGACAGCUUAAUACACGAUAUUAUCAACUUGGCCUUCAAGCACUUUAAAUACAAAGAAGGGUACCUGGGUCCCAACACGGGCAAUAUGCACAUUGUGGCAGAUCUGUACGCAGAGGUCAUCGGUGUGCUGGCACAAGCCAGGUUCCCUGCCGUCAAGAAGAAGUUUAUGGCGGAGCUGAAAGAGCUCCGGCAUAAAGAGCAAAGCCCCUACGUGGUGCAAAGCGUGAUCAGUCUGAUAAUGGGAAUGAAGUUCUUCCGGAUUAAGAUGUACCCCGUGGAGGACUUCGAGGCGUCCCUCCAGUUUAUGCAGGAGUGUGCGCAUUACUUCCUGGAGGUCAAAGACAAAGACAUCAAACACGCCUUGGCCGGGCUCUUUGUAGAAAUCCUCGUCCCUGUGGCUGCUGCUGUCAAGAAUGAAGUCAACGUCCCGUGCCUCAGGAACUUUGUGGAGAGCCUCUACGAUACCACGUUGGAACUUUCCUCUCGGAAAAAGCAUUCCUUGGCCUUGUACCCGCUGGUGACCUGUCUGCUCUGCGUCAGUCAGAAGCAGCUGUUUCUGAACAGGUGGCACGUUUUCCUCAACAACUGCCUGUCCAACCUUAAGAAUAAAGACCCCAAAAUGGCUCGCGUUGCCUUGGAAUCUCUCUACAGAUUGCUGUGGGUUUACAUGAUACGCAUCAAAUGCGAGAGCAACACCGCGACUCAGAGCCGCCUCAUAACCAUCACCACCACGCUUUUCCCCAAAGGGUCCCGCGGCGUGGUGCCCAGGGACAUGCCACUGAACAUCUUCGUGAAGAUUAUCCAGUUCAUUGCCCAGGAACGUCUGGACUUUGCAAUGAAGGAAAUCAUUUUCGACUUUCUUUGUGUGGGAAAACCAGCAAAAGCAUUCAGUCUCAACCCAGAGAGAAUGAACAUCGGCUUACGGGCGUUCCUGGUGAUUGCGGACAGCUUACAACAGAAAGACGGUGAACCGCCCAUGCCCGUCACAGGAGCUGUGCUCCCGUCUGGAAACACCCUGAGAGUAAAGAAAACGUAUUUGAGUAAAACAUUAACUGAAGAGGAAGCCAAAAUGAUAGGAAUGUCCUUGUAUUACUCUCAAGUCCGCAAGGCCGUAGGCAACAUCUUGCGGCACCUUGAUAAAGAAGUGGGACGAUGUAUGAUGCUGACCAACGUCCAGAUGUUAAACAAAGAGCCAGAGGACAUGAUCACGGGUGAGAGGAAGCCAAAGAUUGACCUCUUCAGGACCUGUGUUGCGGCCAUUCCUCGUCUGCUGCCCGAUGGGAUGUCCAAACUGGAACUUAUCGACUUGCUGGCCAGGCUCUCAAUUCACAUGGACGACGAGCUGCGGCACAUCGCACAGAACUCUCUUCAGGGGCUGCUGGUCGACUUCUCGGACUGGAGGGAGGACGUGCUGUUCGCCUUCACUAACUUCCUGCUCCGAGAAGUGAGCGACAUGCAUCACACGCUUCUGGACUCCUCCCUGAAGCUGCUUCUGCAGUUGCUCACCCAGUGGAAGCUGGUCAUACAAACCCAGGGGAGAGGCUACGAACAAGCCAGCAAAAUCAGGAACUCAGAGCUCAUCCCCAAUGGCUCCAGCCACCGGAUGCAGAUGGAACGCGGCCCCCACUGCAGUGUCCUCCAUGCUGUCGAAGGUUUUGCUCUCGUCUUGCUCUGUAGCUUCCAGGUGGCCACACGCAAACUGUCCGUGUUGAUCCUCAAGGAGAUCCGAGCUCUCUUCCUUGCCCUGGGUCAGCCUGAGGACGACGACAGGCCGAUGAUUGAUGUCAUGGAUCAGCUCAGUUCCUCCAUCCUUGAGAGCUUCAUUCAUGUGGCAGCUUCGGAUUCUGCCACAUUACCACUGACCCACAGUGUGGACCUGCAGUGGCUGGUAGAAUGGAACGCAGUUCUGGUCAACAGCCAUUACGACGUGAAGAGCCCUUCCCAUGUCUGGAUCUUUGCACAGUCUGUCAAAGACCCCUGGGUCCUCUGCCUCUUCAGCUUCCUCCGGCAGGAAAACUUGCCGAAGCAUUGCCCGACGGCCCUCAGCUAUGCCUGGCCCUAUGCCUUCACCCGGCUGCAGUCCGUGAUGCCUCUGGUAGACCCAAACAGUCCAGUCAAUGCCAAGAAAACCAGCACUGCAGGUAGCGGAGACAACUAUGUUACCUUGUGGAGAAAUUACCUCAUCCUCUGCUUUGGAGUUGCCAAACCCAGUAUUAUGAGCCCAGGGCACUUACGAGCGUCCACUCCAGAGAUAAUGGCCACAACCCCUGAUGGUACAGUGAGCUACGAUAACAAGGCUGUCGGCACACCAUCGGUGGGCGUUGUGCUGAAGCAGUUGGUGCCGCUGAUGAGGCUGGAAAGCAUCGAGAUCACAGAGUCCCUCGUCUUAGGAUUUGGAAGAACAAAUUCCCUUGUUUUCCGAGAGCUGGUUGAAGAACUCCAUCCAUUGAUGAAGGAGGCUCUAGAGAGAAGACCAGAGAACAAGAAGCGUCGAGAACGGAGAGACUUGCUGAGACUCCAGCUGCUUCGGAUAUUUGAGCUUCUGGCGGAUGCCGGGGUGAUAAGUGACAGCACAAAUGGAGCUUUGGAACGGGACACGUUAGCCCUUGGAGCUUUGUUCUUGGAGUACGUGGACUUGACCCGCAUGCUCUUAGAAGCUGAAAAUGACAAAGAAGUUGAAAUUCUUAAGGACAUCCGAGCACACUUCAGUGCCAUGGUUGCCAAUCUGAUUCAGUGUGUUCCAGUUCAUCACAGAAGAUUUCUGUUCCCCCAGCAAAGCCUGAGGCAUCACCUCUUCAUCUUGUUCAGCCAGUGGGCGGGCCCCUUCAGCAUCAUGUUCACACCUCUGGACCGCUACAGUGACAGGAACCACCAGAUAACAAGAUACCAGUACUGUGCUUUAAAGGCAAUGUCAGCAGUGCUGUGCUGUGGCCCCGUGUUUGACAAUGUUGGCCUCUCUCCAGAUGGCUAUCUGUAUAAGUGGCUUGACAACAUUCUGGCUUGUCAAGAUUUACGAGUCCAUCAGCUGGGCUGUGAGGUGGUCAUGUUGCUACUGGAAUUGAAUCCUGAGCAAGUGAACCUGUUUAACUGGGCCAUCGACCGCUGUUACACAGGCUCCUACCAGCUUGCGUCCGGCUGCUUCAAAGCCAUAGCGACCGUGUGUGGAAACAGGAACUAUCCCUUCGACCUAGUGACGCUGCUCAACCUUGUUCUCUUCAAGGCCUCUGACACCAACAGAGAGAUUUACGAAGUGUCCAUGCAGCUCAUGCAGAUCCUUGAAGCAAAGCUUUUUGUGCACUCCAAGAAAGUUGCCGAACAAAGACCUGGCAGUAUUCUGUAUGGAACGCACGGACCGUUACCACCCCUCUACAGUGUGUCACUAGCCCUCCUGUCCCGUGAACUGGCCCGGAUGUACCCUGAGCUCACCCUCCCCCUCUUCUCAGAGGUAAGCCAGAGAUUCCCUACCACACACCCAAAUGGACGUCAGAUCAUGCUCACCUACCUGUUACCAUGGCUACACAACAUUGAGCUGGUGGACAGCAGACUCCUCCUCCCGGGGUCCAGCCCCAGCAGCCCUGAGGAUGAGGUCAAGGACAGAGAAGGGGAAGCCACCACCUCUCACGGGCUGAAAGGGAAUGGCUGGGGCUCUCCGGAAGCCACCUCUCUGGUCCUGAAUAACCUCAUGUACAUGACAGCCAAGUAUGGAGAUGAAGUCCCAGGACCGGAAAUGGAAAACGCGUGGAACGCGCUGGCCAACAACGAGAAGUGGGGCAACAACCUGAGGAUCACUCUGCAGUUCCUCAUCAGCCUGUGUGGGGUCAGCAGCGACACCGUCCUCCUGCCCUAUAUUAAAAAGGUGGCGAUAUACCUGUGCCGGAACAACACCAUUCAAACGAUGGAAGAGCUUCUCUUUGAGCUGCAGCAGACGGAGCCCGUGAACCCCAUCGUCCAGCACUGUGACAACCCCCCCUUCUACCGCCUCACAGCCAGCAGCAAGGCCUCGGCAGCCGCCUCUGGAACCACCUCCAGCAGUAACACUGUAGUCGCCGGUCAGGACAGUUUCCCGGACCCCGAGGAGAGCAAGAUACUGAAAGAAUCUGAUGACAGGUUUAGCAACGUGAUCCGAGCCCACACUCGCCUGGAGUCAAGAUACAGCAACAGCUCUGGAGGGUCGUAUGACGAGGACAAAAAUGAUCCGAUCUCGCCCUACACGGGCUGGUUGUUAACUAUUACGGAGGCCAAGCAGCCACAGCCCUUACCCAUGCCGUGCACUGGAGGAUGCUGGGCCCCCUUAGUCGACUACCUCCCAGAGACCGUCACUCCGCGGGGGCCACUGCACAGGUGUAAUAUUGCGGUGAUCUUUAUGACGGAGAUGGUGGUGGAUCACAGUGUGCGAGAAGACUGGGCCCUUCAUCUUCCUCUGUUGCUUCACGCCGUCUUCUUAGGUCUGGACCACUAUCGGCCUGAGGUCUUCGAGCACAGCAAAAAGUUGCUCCUUCACCUCCUCAUCGCCCUCUCCUGCAACAGCAACUUUCAUGCCAUUGCCUCCGUACUCCUGCAGACCCGAGAGAUGGGGGAAGCCAAGACCCUCACCAUGCAGCCAGCUUAUCAGCCAGAAUAUCUGUACACAGGCGGCUUUGACUUCCUGAGGGAGGAGGAGUCGUCCCCAGUGCCGGACUCCGGCCUGAGCUCCAGUUCCACAUCCUCCAGCAUCAGUCUGGGCGGCAGCAGUGGGAACCUCCCCCAGAUGACGCAGGAGGUGGAAGAUGUGGAUGCUGCUGCUGAAACGGAUGAGAAAGCAAACAAGCUCAUCGAGUUCCUGACAACUAGGGCAUUUGGGCCUCUUUGGUGCCAUGAAGACAUCACACCCAAAAACCAGAACUCAAAGAGCGCCGAGCAGCUCUCUAACUUCCUGCGUCACGUUGUAUCAGUGUUUAAAGACUCCAAAUCAGGUUUCCAUCUGGAACAGCACUUGAGUGAGGUUGCACUACAGACUGCCCUGGCGAGCUCUUCCAGGCACUAUGCAGGCCGAUCCUUCCAGAUCUUCCGGGCCCUCAAACAACCACUGUCAGCACAUGCGCUGUCUGAUCUUCUGUCCAGACUGGUCGAAGUGAUCGGAGAGCACGGUGACGAGAUUCAGGGAUAUGUGAUGGAAGCGCUCCUGACCCUGGAAGCCGCUGUGGACAACUUGUCGGACUGCUUGAAGAACAGUGACCUCUUUACAGUGCUAUCCCGUUCUUCGUCACCGGAUCUCAGCUCCAGCAGUAAACUGACAGCAAGCAGGAAGAGCACCGGGCAGCUGAAUGUCAACCCUGGGACCCCCGCGGGCAACCCCACGACUGCAGAACGGAGCCGGCACCAAAGAAGCUUCUCGGUGCCCAAGAAGUUUGGUGUUGUUGACCGAUCCUCCGACCCACCUCGAAGUGCCACACUGGACAGGAUUCAAGCUUGUACCCAACAGGGCCUUUCCUCAAAAACCAGAAGCACUUCCUCCUUGAAGGAGAGUCUCACGGACCCGUCCCACGUAAACCACCCCACAAACCUAUUGGCCACCAUCUUCUGGGUCACAGUGGCCCUGAUGGAGUCUGACUUUGAGUUUGAAUACCUGAUGGCGUUAAGGCUUUUGAACCGACUGCUGGCGCAUAUGCCGCUGGAUAAAGCCGAGAACCGCGAAAAGCUUGAGAAACUCCAGGCGCAGCUCAAGUGGGCUGACUUCUCGGGGUUACAGCAGCUGCUGCUGAAGGGGUUCACCUCCCUCACCACCACAGACCUAACCCUGCAGCUUUUCAGCUUGCUGACACCAGUGUCCAAAGUGCCCAUGGUGGACUCAUCUCAAGCGAUUGGAUUUCCACUGAAUGUCUUGUGUCUCCUGCCCCAGCUGAUCCAGCAGUUUGAAAAUCCCAGUCAGUUCUGUAAGGAUGUAGCCGAGAGGAUCGCUCAGGUUUGCUUGGAAGAAAAAAAUCCUAAACUUUCCAAUCUGGCUCACGUUAUGACCCUGUACAAAACGCACAGCUACACCAGGGACUGUGCCACGUGGGUCAAUGUGGUCUGCCGCUACCUUCACGAAGCCUACGCCGACAUCACCCUGAACAUGGUCACCUACCUGGCAGAGUUACUGGAGAAAGGCCUCCCGAGCAUGCAGCAGCCGCUCCUCCAAGUGAUCCACAGUCUGCUCAGCUACAUGGAUCUCUCUGGCGUUCCUGUCAAGCAGUUCAACAUGGAAGUCCUGAAAACCAUUGAAAAAUACGUGCAGAGCAUCCAUUGGAGGGAGGCACUGAACAUCCUGAAGCUGGUCGUUUCUCGAUCGGCCAGCCUGGUCUUGCCUUCCUACCAACACAGCGACCUCUCCAAGAUAGAGCUCCACCGCGUGUGGACCAGUGCCUCCAAGGAGCUACCGGGCAAGACUCUGGAUUUCCACUUCGACAUCUCAGAGACUCCAAUCAUCGGGAGACGGUACGAUGAACUACAGAACUCUUCUGGGCGGGACGGGAAGCCAAGGACCAUGGCCGUCACUCGAAGUGCAUCGUCCACUUCCUCCGGCUCUAACUCCAAUGUCCUUGUUCCUGUGAGCUGGAAGAGACCCCAGUAUUCUCAGAAACGAACAAAAGAGAAAUUGGUGCAUGUUCUUUCUCUGUGUGGCCAAGAAGUCGGACUAAGCAAAAACCCAUCUGUGAUUUUCUCCUCGUGUGGGGACCUGGACCUGCCGGAGCAUCAGACAGGCCUGGUGGCGUCCGAGGACGGCACCCGGGAGCAGGACAACAUGGACGACACCAACAGCGAGCAGCAGUUCAGGGUUUUCAGGGACUUCGAUUUCCUGGAUGUGGAGCUGGAGGACGGAGAGGGGGAGAGCAUGGACAACUUCAACUGGGGAGUACGCAGGCGCUCCCUGGACAGCCUGGACAAGUGCGACAUGCAGAUCCUGGAGGAGCGCCAACUGUCAAGGAGUACUCCCAGCCUGAAUAAAAUGAGCCACGAGGAUUCCGAUGAGUCAUCCGAGGAGGAGGACCUCACAGCCAGCCAGAUCCUGGAGCAUUCAGACCUCAUCAUGAAUCUCUCCCCCUCCGAGGAGGCCAACCCUAUGGAACUGCUCGGCACUGCCUGUGACCCCACGCCCACCGAGCCCCAUUCCUUCAGCUCUAGAAUGGUGGGCUUUGGGGCUUCCUUGCCUGAUGUAAAUAACCUGCAGAUUUCAGAGGGGUCAAAGGCCGAAGCAGUCCCCGAAGAGGAGGACACCACUGUGCACGAAGAUGAUCUUUCGAGUUCCAUCAAUGAGCUCCCAGCAGCUUUUGAAUGCAGCGACAGCCUCAGCCUGGAUAUGACUGAGGCAGAGGAGAAAGGCAACCGGGGCCUAGACCAGUACACUCUUGCAAGCUUUGGAGAAGGCGACAGGGGUGUGUCUCCCCCUCCCUCGCCCUUUUUCUCAGCCAUCCUUGCUGCCUUUCAACCCGCCACCUGUGACGACGCUGAGGAGGCCUGGCGCAGCCACAUUAACCAGCUCAUGUGUGACUCGGACGGCUCCUGUGCUGUGUACACAUUUCACGUGUUCUCCUCUCUGUUUAAGAAUAUUCAAAAGAGGUUCUGCUUCCUAACCUGCGAUGCCGCCAGCUACCUUGGAGAUAACCUCCGGGGAAUCGGGUCCAAAUUUGUCAGCUCAUCCCAGAUGCUAACCUCCUGCUCUGAGUGCCCUACUCUGUUUGUGGACGCUGAGACUCUCCUUUCCUGUGGGCUCCUGGACAAACUGAAGUUCAGUGUGUUGGAACUGCAAGAGUAUUUGGACACAUACAACAACAGGAAAGAAGCCGCCCUCUCGUGGCUUGCCAACUGUAAGGCAACAUUUGCCGGCGGCUCGAGAGACGGCGUGAUCACCUGCCAGCCGGGGGACUCGGAAGAGAAGCAACUGGAGCUGUGUCAGCGGCUGUACAAGCUGCAUUUCCAGCUGCUCCUGCUGUAUCAGUCUUACUGCAAGCUCAUCGGCCAGGUGCAUGAAGUGAGCUCCGUGCCAGAGCUGCUGAACAUGUCCAGGGAACUGACUGACCUGAAGAGGAACCUGAGAGAGGCUACGGCGGCCAUUGCCACGGACCCACUGCACAUCGAGGGGCCAUGGUCGGAGCCAGCCUUCACGUCGACUGAGGCAGCCAUCCAGUCCGUGCUGGACUGCCUGAAGAAUAACGAGCUCGGCAAGGCGCUGCGGCAGAUCAAGGAGUGCAGAAGCCUGUGGCCCAAUGACAUCUUUGGAAGCAGCUCCGACGACGAGGUCCAGACACUCCUGAAUAUUUAUUUCCGUCACCAAACUCUGGGACAGACGGGUACUUAUGCCCUGGUGGGGUCCAACCACAGCCUGACUGAAAUCUGCACCAAACUAAUGGAACUGAACAUGGAGAUCCGGGACAUGAUCCGCAGAGCCCAGAGCUACCGGGUCCUCACCGCUUUUCUCCCAGACUCCAGCGUUUCUGGCACUAGUCUCUGACAGGAGCCUCCCGUCCCCCAUGGUUCCCAAGCUCGCAGUGCUGCCAUGCUGGGGCGACGUCAUUCGCUGUCUUCUCAGCCUUCGCAAGGCUUGGGCAGAGUGUUCUCCCUCUUGUUACCUGUAGGACUUUUUCUAAAGAAGAUGACUCAACUUCCAAUGUGUAGCAAUACUGUCCAAACUGAGGCAGCAUAGGGACCUUCUGAGACAGACGACCCAUCAUGCCGUGUGGCUGUCCUUCACUGAGCAAAUGCAACCCACUACUGAAGAAAUGACUUCUGUUGCAUUACCAAAGCUGACCGCACUGAACAAUACCACCCUUUCUAGAAAUAGUUUUAGAUUGGCAAAAGUGCAAUGUUUUUCUUCACAUGGAAAAAAAUUUAUAUUCUAAAACUUGUACAUUCGUUCCCUUUCUUUCACCUAUUUUUCUUCCCUUUUUUUUUUUUUUUUUUUUUUUUU